Meloidogyne enterolobii is the source of this 821-nucleotide messenger RNA. Lineage: Eukaryota; Metazoa; Nematoda; Chromadorea; Rhabditida; Meloidogynidae. The record is from the annotation of a GenBank genome assembly.
UUGCUCAACGUAAAGUUUCUGCGCUAGCUGCUGAAUUGGAAGAGUGUAAGACGGCACUCGACAACGCAGUUCGCGCACGCAAACAAGCAGAAAUGGAUCUUGAAGAAGCCCAUGGACGUAUCAACGAUCUCCAGUCCAUUAACAACAAUUUGACUGCAAUCAAGAACAAGCUUGAGACUGAGCUUUCAACUGCUCAAGCUGACUUGGAUGAGGCUACCAAGGAGUUGCACGCUGCGGACGAGAGAGCCAAUCGCGCAUUGGCGGAUGCUGCUCGUGCUGUUGAGCAAUUGCAUGAGGAGCAGGAGCACUCAAUGAAAAUUGAUGCCCUUCGUAAAUCCCUCGAGGAGCAAGUUAAGCAGUUGCAAGUCCAAAUCCAGGAAGCAGAAGCUGCUGCGCUUUUGGGAGGCAAGAGGGUAAUUGCCAAGUUGGAAACUCGCAUUCGUGACCUUGAAACUGCCUUAGACGAGGAGACGCGCCGCCACAAAGAAACUCAAAAUGCUUUGAGGAAAAAGGAUCGCCGUAUCAAGGAGAUGCAAAUGCAGAUCGAUGAAGAACACAAAAACUUUAUCAUGGCACAAGAUACUGCUGAUCGUCUCUGUGAAAAGCUGAACAUACAGAAACGUCAGCUUGGAGAAGCGGAGGCAGUAACCAUGCAAAAUCUGCAACGUGUGCGGCGGUAUCAGCGUGAGUUGGAAGACGCUGAAGGACGUGCUGAUCAGGCUGAAAGCAGUCUUCAUCUAAUCCGUGCCAAGCAUCGCAGCAGCGUCGUAACCAACAAGAGUAACUCGCCCAAGGUUUAUGUUCUCGAGGACGAGCAAUAA